This is a messenger RNA of Pelagomonas calceolata, 1585 nucleotides long. The record is from the annotation of a GenBank genome assembly. Lineage: Eukaryota; Pelagophyceae; Pelagomonadales; Pelagomonadaceae.
GGCUGCGUGCGCAAUUCAGAAAGUUUGGGCUGAUCAGAUGCUGCCCCAGCGGCAGAGCGCUUGCUACGGCUUGUUGGCCGCUGCGGCAGCCGUGCCGCUUGCGCGGUAGGGAUCCCAGCGAGAGGCAUGCAGGUGGUCCCGGUGGAGGAGCAGCCCGCGCCGGUGUCGGGAGUGGUCGUGGGCGUGGUCACGGAGCAGCCCGGGGCCUCCGAAGGCUUGGAAGGUCGCGGCUCCGUCGAGUUCCUCGGGCGCUGGAAUGAGAAAGAUGACGACCGCGCGAUGCCCAUCAAGCAUGAAGCUGAGAGAAACAGAGAAACCAUGGUCCGCGUCGCCCUCGGCAAGCUCGUCGACGAGCUCGUGCAGACUAAUGCGUCGAGCGGCAUUCUCGCGAUCGGCAAUUGGAGGGAGUCACGCGGGGGCGAUCGUAACCGCGUUAUCGUGACGGUUUGGGGGUUUUCCUGGUCCGCCAGCCUGGACGAUGCGAGCUACCAGCGGCACGGUGAGGCCCAACUCGCGGCGGAAGAGGAGGAGAAGAAAGCUGAGAACGCAACCCGCUUCGCCGACUUCGAGGGCGUCGUCGACGAUAUGGGAGACGAAGACCAGAUUGCGGUCUACCGCGUCACGCUGCCGAGCCGAGGCCUCGACCCGGACAAGUGGGUCGGUCGCCCGCCGCCGCCCGCGCCGGAGGAGCUCUACACCGGCCCGCGGAGCGACGAGCUGGUGUGCACGGAGGAGAUCUCGGGCGAUUAUUCGGCCGCGUGUGCAUGUGUUCAUGGUUUGCCAGUGAGUUGCAACUCGAUGACCGUGGUGCCGCUCGGAGCCGACACAAUCGAGACGUGGCGUACGGGCUGUGUAUUUUUUCCUCCUUUUAUCGGGCCGACAGCGGAAGGCGCGGUCCGGACGCGCAACCCGGGCACCAAUGCAUUUCUCAACCCGCAGAACCCGGAUCCGAACAGUAAUUUAAUGACGUUCUCGGCCGACGGAACUGCCAAGUCAGGAUGUUGUUGUGGCUACAAAAAACGCCGGACGUCGCAGAAACGGGCCUUUCACAAGGUCGAGACGAGGGACCUCGCGGGCAAAUGGCGCGGCUGCGGUUGCAGUCUGUUCGUGCAGUUUUGGCCGUUUUCGUUCAUUUCCUGCACUACAAAGAAGGCGCUCGACCAGGACCGGUACGAGGUGUCGGAAAUUAGUUGUUGUCUGUGUUUGCCGUGCUCUGAUUCCGGAACGCGCACGCGGGUAUACGUGAACGGCCACCCGACGAAUGGUUUCGCUGAGGACGACGGCAGUGGUGUCCACUGGCAUCGCGGCCCCGGCUGCGCCGGCAGCUUCAAGGAUAUUUGCACAUUCAUUGCGAAGAAGGUCGGCUAGCACCUCGCACCCCGAGUUUUACUUCACCCUUAAGUUUAUGUCUUCGCGUAGGACGCCGCCGACGCAACAGAUACUACUACGACUCGUGGAGCUCUCUUCCGCGGCGGUGGAGAUCUCGCGGCGCGCAGCGCAUCAGAUCUGAUGGCGAUCCCCGCGCGCGGGUUCAGAGGGAUAAUAACGUGUCGAAAAAAGUUACUCUGGGGGAAGAGGAACAGAC